CACCACAUAGAAAUAAUAUUUUUGAUAUGGCAGAAGAAUUUCCACUCCACGAAAGUAUAUUUCGGGGUGAUUUGAAGGCAGUAUCACAGUUGCUAAGGACACAUGAUGUUGCACAAAAAGAUAAACACGGUAACACUCCUUUACACUUGGCCAUCAUGCUUGGACACAAAGAAUGCGUACAUCUAUUACUGGCCCACAAUGCACCAGUGAAGGUGAAAAAUGCACAAACCUGGGGACCCCUCGCUGAAGCUAUAAGCUACGGAGAUCGUCAGACAAUCACAUCACUGCUAAGAAAGCUCAAACAACAGUCCAAAGAGAAUUAUGAGUCCAGAAGACCACUCCUCGUACAAGCCUUGAAAGAACUAGGUGACUUCUAUCUUGAGCUUAAGUGGGACUUUCAAAGCUGGUUACCAUUAGUUUCAAGAAUCCUGCCCUCAGAUAUUUGCAAAAUACAUAAAAAAGGCAGUUGUGUAAGGAUGGACACUACCCUUGUUGACUUCAAUGAUAUGAAGUGGGAGCGAGGAGACAUCAGUUUCAUAUUUAAUGGUGAAAAGAAGCCCUCCCAUUCUCUAAAAGUACUGGAUAAUAAAACCAGAGUCUAUCAACGAGUGCGACAAGAGGAUACAGAAGCUGAAAUUGAGGAAGAGGUUGAUAUUCUGAUGUGCAGCGAUAUUGUAGCUGCACAGAUGUCUACUAAAAAUAUCACAUUCACUCGGGCACAAAGUGGAUGGUUCUUCAAAGAGGACAAGAGUGAAAAAGUUGGCACUUAUAACACAGAUUUCUAUGCAGUACAUGGACUUAAUCUAGAAUCAAAAAAGCGGCGUGAGCACUUAACAGAAGAAGAUCUCCAUAAAAAUAAAACUCUCAUGGAAAACCUCAGUAAAGGAAGGAUGGUCGAACAUUUAGAGACUCAGAGAAGUACCUCACUACCCCCUCCCCCACCCACCAAUGUGACCUGGGAGCAAUACAUAAAAUCGCCUGCUGGAAAACCUCCACUUAUAGGACGUCCAAGAGUUAGCAAGGAAAACUGUAAAACAUUUAAGGCAACUUUAGGAAUGAGUCAAGAUUUCCCAAUGAGCGUGAAUACACUGCUAGAUGUACUAGAAAUCAUUGCACCUCUGAAGCAAUUCACCAAACUUCGUGAAUUUAUGGAGACAAAACUACCAGAUGGAUUUCCAGUAAAAAUAGAAAUUCCUGUCUUCCCAACAGUUACAGCUAAAGUGACAUUUCAGGACUUUGAAUGGAGAACUAAUAUAUCUGACACUCUCUUCACAGUGCCUAAGGACUAUAGUGAAGAUCCUAACAGAUUCCCAGAUUUAUGACCCACGCUUGAAAUGUUACUAAUUAGUGUUUUAUCUAGUCUGAAAGAUUCAGUCUACGAUGAGAAUCAUGAUAUUACAGUCGGGAUGGAUAUCCCAUUAACCAAUCUGCUAAACUCAAGCGCACAUAUGACUCUGAUCUUUGAACCCUCUACAGCUGAGUGAAUAAAGGUGAUUCUAAUCAGUCCAUGCAUCUAUUUCAUCUUGAUUGUGCAAUCGGAUGUGCUUAAAUUUAAACAAGGAAGCAGAGUGUCUUUGGCUGUCUGUCUACCAUCUUUCUGCUAAUGAGAGAAUAUGUGGUUUCAAAAGUUAAAUCACACCUUAAUGCAUUGAUAUCACAUGACCAGUGAAUGUUUCAGAGAAAAAAUAAAGUUACAUCUUACAAAGUAGAUGAAAGUAGAUUUAGAUUGACUGUAUAACUUGAAAGUCUUGCGUUACAUUAAA
Owenia fusiformis is the source of this 1763-nucleotide messenger RNA. The record is from the annotation of a GenBank genome assembly. NCBI's taxonomy places the organism in Eukaryota, Metazoa, Annelida, Polychaeta, Sabellida, Oweniidae.